This is a messenger RNA of Aspergillus aculeatus ATCC 16872, 423 nucleotides long. Its product is annotated as GMF family protein. The transcript is spliced from 3 exons. The annotation marks the transcript as partial. Gene Ontology annotation, molecular function: actin binding; Arp2/3 complex binding. Gene Ontology annotation, biological process: actin filament debranching; negative regulation of Arp2/3 complex-mediated actin nucleation. Gene Ontology annotation, cellular component: actin cortical patch. The record is from RefSeq and is a predicted model, not a curated record. Lineage: Eukaryota; Fungi; Ascomycota; Eurotiomycetes; Eurotiales; Aspergillaceae.
UCCGAAUCUCGUCUAUAUUCCUUCUCGCCGGAGACGAAAGAAAAGCUCCGCAAGUUUCGCUUGGGCACCUCGCGCGCCAAAGACCCGCAGGCUGUUAUCUAUAUAAUCGACAACAAGAGCCAGGAAAUCCGCCCCGAGGAUGGUGAAGUCUACACGAAGAUGGAAGAUCUCGCCGACGAGCUUCCCGAGACGUCGCCUCGAUUCAUCCUUCUCAGUUACCCGUUGACCUUGUCGUCCGGCCGUCUCACCGUCCCCUAUGUGAUGCUCUACUACCUCCCCGAGAACUGCAACCCCUCGCUGCGGAUGAUGUAUGCGGGUGCCGUCGAGUUGAUGCGCAACACCGCCGAGGUGAACCGUGUGAUUGAGGUGGAGAGUGAGGAGGAUAUCCUGGGGAUCGAGGCCAAACUGCAGAGUCAGAACUGA